ACUGGGCUCUGCUCCUAUAUCCCCACUGCUGCUGCCAAUGGGGAAUCCCCCAUCUCAGGGCUGCAGAAUAUAGGGCUGCAGAAUAUAGGGCUGCAAUGUAUUGCCCUGCUCAGACCCACCCUGUGCAUUCCCCCUCCCUGCAGUGCUGGCAGCCCCAUGGUUUGGCAGCCUGGGCUAUAUUUGGGCUGUGCCCUCUAUGCUGUUCUCCAAAGCCUUGCUUUGCUGUGGUUUGGGCUGGGAUUUGAAGCACAGCACAGAGACUCUGGGUGCUCCGUGAUCUGUGCAUUCAUUCCCUGUCUGCUAACGGGAACACUCAGAGAAUGAGGCUCGUGUUUGCCUGGGGUCGGGUGGGUGAGAUAUGGGGUUUGGCAGGUGCUCGUGGAAUGUCAUGCAGGAAAGGCAGCCAGAAGGAGAUGCUGCACCUCCAUGGGCUGCACACCCCAUUGCCCGUGGUCCGCUGUGGUUUGUCAUACGGAGCUGCAGAAAAUGAUACGUUUCCCCAUGUGCUUUUUCUGUCUCUGAACCCCACAGGGCUGAGGGCUGAGCGUGUUGCUGGGAGGCAGAGGCAGUGCUGGGGCUGAAGCACUUCGGGACCUCACGAGGAGUAUGGCAGACCCCGAAGACCCCCGUGAUGCUGGGGACGUGCUGGGGGAUGAUUCCUUCCCACUCUCCUCACUGGCCAACCUGUUUGAGGUGGAGGACACCCCAUCUCCUGCUGAACCAUCCCGGGGUCCCCCCGGUGCUGGGGAUGGAAAGCAAAACCUCCGGAUGAAAUUCCAUGGAGCAUUCCGGAAAGGACCCCCGAAACCCAUGGAGCUGCUGGAGUCCACCAUCUACGAGUCAUCAGUGGUCCCCGGACCCAAGAAAGCCCCCAUGGAUUCCCUCUUUGACUACGGCACCUACAGGCAGCACCCCAGCGAGAACAAGCGUUGGCGCAGGAGGGUCGUGGAGAAGCCAGUGGCUGGCACCAAAGGGCCGGCUCCCAACCCACCGCCCGUCCUCAAGGUGUUCAACAGACCCAUCCUCUUUGACAUUGUCUCCCGGGGGUCUCCAGAUGGCCUGGAGGGUCUCCUCUCCUUCCUGCUCACCCACAAGAAGCGUCUGACAGAUGAGGAGUUCCGAGAGCCCUCGACAGGGAAGACGUGCCUACCCAAGGCGCUGCUCAACCUGAGUGCAGGAAGGAAUGACACCAUCCCCAUCCUCCUGGACAUCGCCGAGAAGACAGGGAACAUGAGGGAGUUCAUCAACUCGCCCUUCCGUGAUGUCUACUAUCGAGGUCAGACAGCGCUGCACAUCGCCAUUGAGCGCCGCUGCAAGCACUACGUGGAGCUGCUGGUGGAGAAGGGAGCUGAUGUGCAUGCCCAGGCCCGUGGUCGCUUCUUCCAGCCCAAGGAUGAGGGUGGCUACUUCUACUUUGGUGAGCAGAGGGGAUGGAUGGCACCACAGCCGCAUCCUCAGGGCUGUCCCCAAUCGUGUGCUGUCCCUGCAGGAGAGCUGCCCCUCUCCCUGGCUGCCUGCACCAACCAGCCCCACAUCGUGCACUAUCUGACGGAGAAUGGGCACAAGCAGGCAGACCUGAGGCGCCAGGACUCGCGUGGCAACACCGUGCUGCAUGCUCUGGUUGCCAUUGCUGACAACACCCGUGAGAACACCAAGUUUGUCACCAAGAUGUACGACCUGCUCCUCAUCAAGUGUGCCAAGCUCUUCCCCGACACCAACCUCGAGGCCCUGCUCAACAACGAUGGCCUCUCUCCACUCAUGAUGGCUGCCAAGACCGGCAAGAUCGGGAUCUUCCAGCACAUCAUCCGCCGGGAGAUUGCGGAUGAGGACGUCCGGCACCUCUCACGCAAGUUCAAGGAUUGGGCGUAUGGCCCCGUCUACUCCUCACUCUACGAUCUCUCCUCACUGGAUACCUGCGGGGAGGAUGUGUCUGUGUUGGAGAUCCUCGUUUACAACAGCAAGAUUGAGAACCGCCAUGAGAUGUUGGCCGUGGAGCCCAUCAAUGAACUGCUGCGCGACAAGUGGCGCAAGUUCGGUGCCGUCUCCUUCUACAUCAGUGUGAUCUCCUACCUCUGUGCCAUGAUCAUCUUCACCCUCAUCGCCUAUUACCGCCCCAUGGAAGGCCCUCCACCAUACCCCUACACUACGACAGUUGACUACCUGCGGCUGGCCGGGGAGAUCAUCACCCUCCUCACCGGCAUCCUCUUCUUCUUCUCCAAUAUCAAAGAUCUCUUCAUGAAGAAGUGCCCAGGUGUGAACUCGUUCUUCAUCGAUGGCUCCUUCCAGUUGCUCUACUUCAUCUACUCAGUGCUGGUGAUCGUCACAGCAGGGCUGUACCUGGGAGGUGUUGAGGCUUACCUGGCUGUCAUGGUCUUUGCUUUGGUCCUGGGCUGGAUGAAUGCACUCUACUUCACGCGAGGGCUCAAGCUGACGGGGACCUACAGCAUCAUGAUCCAGAAGAUCCUCUUUAAAGACCUGUUCCGCUUCCUCCUGGUUUAUCUGCUCUUCAUGAUCGGCUAUGCCUCAGCACUGGUGUCCCUCCUGAACCCGUGUCCCAGCAGUGAGUCCUGCAGUGAGGAUCAUUCCAACUGCACACUGCCCACCUACCCCUCAUGCCGAGACAGUCAGACCUUCAGCACCUUCCUGCUUGACCUCUUCAAGCUCACCAUUGGUAUGGGUGACCUGGAGAUGCUGGAAAGUGCCAAGUACCCUGGCGUCUUCAUCAUCCUGCUUGUCACCUACAUCAUCCUCACCUUCGUGCUGCUCCUCAACAUGCUCAUCGCCCUCAUGGGUGAGACCGUGGGCCAGGUGUCCAAGGAGAGCAAACACAUCUGGAAGUUGCAGUGGGCCACCACCAUCCUGGACAUCGAGCGCUCCUUUCCUCUCUUCCUGCGGAGAGCAUUCCGCUCUGGGGAGAUGGUGACCGUGGGGAAGGGCACUGAUGGGACCCCCGACCGCCGCUGGUGCUUCAGGGUGGAUGAGGUGAACUGGUCCCACUGGAACCAGAACUUGGGCAUCAUCAGCGAGGACCCAGGGAAGAGCGACACGUACCAGUACUAUGGCUUCUCCCACACCGUGGGGCGGCUGCGGAGAGGUGAGCAGGGUGGGGGCAGCCCUGGGCCCACAGGUGAGUGUGGAGCUGUGGGCUCUGAGUGUUCCAUUUCUGCAGAUCGAUGGUCAACGGUGGUGCCACGCGUGGUGGAGCUCAACAAGAGCUGUCCAACGGAGGAUGUGGUUGUGCCAUUGGGGACCAUGGGCACAGCAGAGGCACGGGAACGACGGCAUGGGCAUACCCCCAGCUCCCCGCUCUAGCAAGGACUGUGCCUGGCCCCACAGCACCAGUGUGUGUCUGUUCCUCAGGGAUCUGUGCAGCCAAUGUCCCUGCAGCACCCAUCACAUUGGGGUCCCACUCCUGGCGAUGCUGGGGGUCUCCCGGUGCCAUCGCUUUGCACCAUUGGCUGCAUUGUGCCAGCAGCUGAGUGCUGGGAGCUCCCCUGUCACCAACCAUCUCAGCCAAUGGCUUUAGCCCCAAGGAUUAUUUUGUUGGUUUUGGUUUUUAUUUUGCACAAGAUUUAUACGACUAUUUAUUUCGUAAUAAAAGAGCAGCCACCACGGCCUCGUCUCAUCCAGUGCGAUCAGCAGGGAGAAUAUCGCAGUAUGCACACCCCUAGUGCACACUCGUUGCUCUGCCCAUCUCGCAGAGCACCCCACUCCCACCGG
Messenger RNA from Coturnix japonica (Japanese quail), 3720 nucleotides. Lineage: Eukaryota; Metazoa; Chordata; Aves; Galliformes; Phasianidae. The record is from RefSeq and is a predicted model, not a curated record.